UGCCUCUUCUCCGUUGAUGGUGUGUGGCCCUGCCUCCGUGGUCCCUCGCCGCUCCCAGUGACCGGCCCUCGCACCCAACCACCGCCCGCCGCCCGCUGUACCACCGGAGACUCCAGUACCUGGAAGCGCCGUACCCUUCACUAGCGGCCGCCCACCCCCACUGGAACCACUGGAACCACUGGAACCACUUGAACCCUUUCCCACUCGAACCCCUUCUUCCCAUACCCGAGCAAUCCCCAUCGCCGCUACCGCUUCAGCGUCCCCAUCGACGCUCAGCGAUCGGCUUUCAGCGCCGUCCAGCAGGUUUUUAGCACCUAGCACCCGACUGCACUCGGCGAAAUCCACGCGCUUGGCUACCGAAAGCGAAUCCGCAAACGCACGUCUCCGAAGCGACUCCAUCAUGGCGGCACUCUCGGCCCCAGGGAUGAUGGUUGCUCCCCACCAGCAUCAGCAGUCGAUGCUCGACUCAGCAGAUAAAAGCGCCAACUCGCCUCCGUUGCGCUCCAACUCGGCUAGCAGCUUCUUGUCCGCUUCUUCGCCCCGCGGCUUCUCCACCGAUUUGACCGAUUCAAUUCUCGAGGAAGGCGGCGAGUCUGGCAGCGAGUCCUUUGUCGAGCCCGUGACUCCUAUCAGCCGCCAUUCCCAGGACUUCACCCUCCAGAGCGGCCAGGACCUCGCCGACAUCCAGACUCUUCAGUCCUGCCAGCCAAUUUCCCUCUCGUCCUCUACUGCGCCCAUUCCGAUCCCGGGAUCCAACAGGAACAGCACCGCAACAUCUCCCACCAAGGCCGGUUUCUUCUCCUCUUCGCAGAGCUCCUCCCGCCGCGCCUCUAAUACCGAGUCAACCACCCCGAGAGCCACUGACACCGACGUAACUACCACCGGCACCCCGCUCUCCCGCCGUUCCACACGUGGCUCGACGUCGAGCUUCAAGCGCACCAUGUCGUCUUUCUUCCGCCGAAGCACUUCUCAGGCUCACAUAGCCAAGGAAUCUGCCAUUGUCGACUCUGCUCCUUCCGUCGCCUCAGGCGUCUCUGACCCGACCUCGAAUGGCCAGCCCCGCGCCGGUCCCACCCGCCGCUUCUCUAUGAACCGCUCCUCGGCCACCACCCGUUCAAAUUCUCCUCCUUCUCCCGGCUCUCCCCUUGAGAUGAGGCAGAGUGCCCACGACACUAGCGACCGUCCUGCGAACGGCACUAUCCCGAGCCAGAACGACUUUACAAAGAAGAACCGUGCAUCCACUGGAUUGACCCUGCGCGGCCGCGCUGUCAACUUUGUCGGCUCUACCGUCACCCGUGGAAGCACCCGUGGAAACCAUCGCCAGCAGCUCCGCCGUCGAGCUAGCAGCUUCGACGGUGGCAGCCGCCCAACCACUCCCAUCGCUGCCGGUGCCGAGCACCACCAUGACGAGGCAACUUACCCUCCCGAGCGACUGCCCUGGGCUCUUCCCCCAGACUCUGGUACCGGCGCCAAGGCCCGGCGCAUGAGCUUGAGCCUCCCCGAUGACUUCGCUGUCGACGUUGCCGAGCUUCAGAGCGAAUUCGAGUACCAAAGCAAGUUUCUCGGUCGUCACGGUAAGCAUCUCGGCAAAGGCGCCGCCUCCAAGGUGACCCUCAUGAACCGCAAGGGCUACCCCGAGGAGCUCUACGCCGUCAAGGAGUUCCGUGGCAAGUCUCACCGCGAGACCCAGCAGGACUACGAGAAGAAGAUCAAGUCCGAGUUCAGCAUCGCCAAGAGUCUCCAUCAUCCCAACGUCGUUGAGACAAUUCGUCUCUGCACCGACCACGGCCGCUGGAACCACGUCAUGGAGUACUGUUCCGAGGGUGAUCUGUUUAGCCUGGUCCAAAAGGGCCAUCUCAAGGGUGAGGAUCGCAAGAAGGACCGCCUCUGCCUCUUCAAGCAACUGAUCCAGGGCGUUUAUUACCUGCAUGCCAAUGGCAUUGCUCAUCGCGACAUCAAGCUCGAGAACCUCAUCAUCACCAAGGACAGUAAGCUAAAGAUCACUGACUUUGGAGUUUCCGAGGUGUUCUGCGGAACCCACCCGGGUCUGCGCGAAGCCGGUGGACAGUGUGGACGAAACAUGGGCGACAUCCGCCUGUGCUCUCCCGGAAUCUGCGGCAGCGAGCCCUACAUCGCCCCCGAGGUUCUGGAGAAGAAGGAUUCCUACGACCCCCGACCUCUGGAUGUUUGGAGCUCUGCUAUCAUCAUGAUUUACCUAACUUUUGGCGGUGCUAUCUGGUCCCGCGCCGAGAAGGGCAACACCCACUACGACAAGCUGGUCAAGGGCUGGAACAACUGGUACGCCAAGCACCCCGAGGCCGACGCCGCCAUCUCGGAUACCGAUUAUCCCAAGUGCUACGCGAUGGACGUUGGAGUUUCUCCCCCAGCCCUUCGCCGUCUUCUACUUCAGAUGCUCAACCCGAACCCGCAGAAGCGCAUCAGCAUUAGCGAGGUGCUUAACAACCGCUGGAUGAAGGGUGUCGAAUGCUGCCAAGUCGAGUCGUACGAUGACCCGGCACUUAAAAUCGACGCGACCAAGAAGGACACGACCAAGAACGGCGUCAAGAAGAUCUUUUGCCACAACCACUUGCCCCCGAAGAGUACGGGAUCCCACUCUCUCGGCAAGAUGCCCGGUCAAGCGGGUUACUAAACGACGUUACGAUUAUCGACGCAAGGGUUUCUCAGUCACGUCAUCCGGUUUCGGCCUCCCAACCCAUAAUAUGGCCACGGAGAUACGACAAGGGACUACCCGUUUUUCAUUUGUUUAUUGUUUUCCCCCUCGGGCGUGGCGAGGUGCGCAACUUGUGAGUUUUGCGUCUUGUUCAUACACCGACAAAGGCGUUCCGGGGACGGUGACCAUGGGAUAGGGGGGUUUGGACGGCCCGCAUGGUCUGGAGUUUGAUCACUUUUCGUCUUGCUUG
Ilyonectria robusta is the source of this 2921-nucleotide messenger RNA. RefSeq names its product kinase-like domain-containing protein. Gene Ontology annotation, biological process: intracellular monoatomic cation homeostasis; protein phosphorylation; intracellular signal transduction. Gene Ontology annotation, molecular function: ATP binding; protein serine/threonine kinase activity. The record is from RefSeq and is a predicted model, not a curated record. Bases 401 to 2650 code for a protein of 749 amino acids. The transcript is spliced from 2 exons. Lineage: Eukaryota; Fungi; Ascomycota; Sordariomycetes; Hypocreales; Nectriaceae.